Molecule: messenger RNA, 3478 nt
Organism: Homo sapiens (human)
Lineage: Eukaryota; Metazoa; Chordata; Mammalia; Primates; Hominidae
Gene: PDK2
Product: pyruvate dehydrogenase kinase 2
Exons: 12
Coding region: 392-1423 (343 amino acids)
Biological process (GO): cellular response to nutrient; cellular response to stress; regulation of pyruvate decarboxylation to acetyl-CoA
Cellular component (GO): pyruvate dehydrogenase complex; mitochondrion; mitochondrial matrix
Molecular function (GO): pyruvate dehydrogenase (acetyl-transferring) kinase activity; protein kinase activity
Source: RefSeq, marked reviewed
CUUUUCCUGAGCCGCUUGGAUCUUUGUGGAAGCGGGUGGGCUGCAUAUAUACAGGACGGAUUCGUAUAGGCUUGCACCCUGGUUCCGAAUUUUGCAAAUAUUCGCAGUCUGGGUCACUGUCAUCCGGACUGGGAAUCCCCAAGACCCGUUAAGGGAGGAUAGAAGGAGCUGGACCCUAGCUGCCCCAGUGGGCAAGGACACUUGAAGAUCAAAUCUGUUCCGGCCUGGCAGCCUCUCCCCAGCUGGGCAGGGGCCCCAGGCACCGUGAUGUGGAGUCAAGCCGCCUAUACCUCCCUUGGCUGCCCCAGGGCUGCUAGGAUCCAGCAAUGCCUGUGAGAAAACCUCCUUCACCUUCCUCAGGCAGGAGCUGCCUGUGCGCCUGGCCAACAUCAUGAAAGAGAUCAACCUGCUUCCCGACCGAGUGCUGAGCACACCCUCCGUGCAGCUGGUGCAGAGCUGGUAUGUCCAGAGCCUCCUGGACAUCAUGGAGUUCCUGGACAAGGAUCCCGAGGACCAUCGCACCCUGAGCCAGUUCACUGACGCCCUGGUCACCAUCCGGAACCGGCACAACGACGUGGUGCCCACCAUGGCACAAGGCGUGCUUGAGUACAAGGACACCUACGGCGAUGACCCCGUCUCCAACCAGAACAUCCAGUACUUCCUGGACCGCUUCUACCUCAGCCGCAUCUCCAUCCGCAUGCUCAUCAACCAGCACACCCUCAUCUUUGAUGGCAGCACCAACCCAGCCCAUCCCAAACACAUCGGCAGCAUCGACCCCAACUGCAACGUCUCUGAGGUGGUCAAAGAUGCCUACGACAUGGCUAAGCUCCUGUGUGACAAGUAUUACAUGGCCUCACCUGACCUGGAGAUCCAGGAGAUCAAUGCAGCCAACUCCAAACAGCCGAUUCACAUGGUCUACGUCCCCUCCCACCUCUACCACAUGCUCUUUGAGCUCUUCAAGAAUGCCAUGAGGGCGACUGUGGAAAGCCAUGAGUCCAGCCUCAUUCUCCCACCCAUCAAGGUCAUGGUGGCCUUGGGUGAGGAAGAUCUGUCCAUCAAGAUGAGUGACCGAGGUGGGGGUGUUCCCUUGAGGAAGAUUGAGCGACUCUUCAGCUACAUGUACUCCACAGCACCCACCCCCCAGCCUGGCACCGGGGGAACGCCGCUGGCUGGCUUUGGUUAUGGGCUCCCCAUUUCCCGCCUCUACGCCAAGUACUUCCAGGGAGACCUGCAGCUCUUCUCCAUGGAAGGCUUUGGGACCGAUGCUGUCAUCUAUCUCAAGGCCCUGUCCACGGACUCGGUGGAGCGCCUGCCUGUCUACAACAAGUCAGCCUGGCGCCACUACCAGACCAUCCAGGAGGCCGGCGACUGGUGUGUGCCCAGCACGGAGCCCAAGAACACGUCCACGUACCGCGUCAGCUAAGGGCCGCCGUGCAUCUGCACCUGAGAGGACGGACUGCCGCCUCUGGGUCCCCCCACCGUGGUGCCCCUCACCAUCCUCCUGGGGGAGCAGGGGGUGGGUUCUCCCUGAUGACCAGGUUCUGUCUCUAUGGAAGUCACUGCGGUGAUAGGUCUGUGAUGGUCCCUAAGUGCCAGUCCAUCUCUGUGGAGACCCCUCGGUGGCCUCCCUAUCUCUGUGGGCGAUGCCUGAGGGUUAGGGAUGUCUCCACCCUGAUGGGGUGUCCCAGAGACAUUUUCCCAUGGCAGUCCUCCUCUCUGAGACCAGGGCUGUCACUUUUCUGCCAGGGGUACUGGGUCCCCCUCAGCACCCUCCACAGCACAGGCCUUCCAAGUGGAUGUCCCGUUGCCUUAUUCCCCCAGCCCACAAAGGCACCCUGGCCUUGGCCUGCUGAAGUGUUAGGAAGAGGGUGGGUGCCCUCCAGACCUGGGGACUGAGUGGGGAAAGGAGUUACACCCGUGAGUGGGGAAUGAGGCUGGUCCUGCAGCCUCUCCCUCCGCUCAGGGCUUGAAGGUCGGUGGCGGAGGGGGUGGCUCUCACAGGGCCCAACUCUAAAGUGGAAGAACCUUGUUAGACCGAGAGCUUGCCAUCCAGCCAAGCUGCUCGAGGCCCUGCAGUGGCCUUGGCAAUGUCUGUGCCACCUCCUGAGCCCUCCCAGCAUGUCCUCACAUGCUCAUGCCCACCCGCUCCUCCACAAGCCUAGUCCAUCCUGCCUGAGCUCCAGCCCCCAGCCCCCACUGUGCCCAGACAUGUGUGCUCAGGGUGGCUUUCUCCCUAGGACCUUCUGUGUAUAUAGUUAGUUUUAUAACCCUGAAUGCCCCCACCCUUCCCCUAAGCACACAGGGGUUAAAGCUGUGUGUCCCUCCCAGUGGCUGUGGCAGUGACAGUGACACCCACACCCACAGUAAAGAGGAGACUGAAUGAGACUGGCCUGGCUGCAUCCCUGGGGGAGGGGACCCACACGUGCGCACGUACACACGCACACUGCGGUGCCCUGUGACCACCACAUGACGCACCGGGGACGUCCGGCCCAGCUCAGGACUGUGAGUAAAACACUGGGCAAAGCCAUCUGUUCAGAACGCCGGAUGGCCCAGCACCUGGUGACAGACCUGUUGUCCCACCAUACUCAGGGCCCAGCAGAGUCCGGCCAACCCAACAACUGGAGCAGACAGAAAUUCUGGUCACUGGCACAUCAUAAGGAUUUAUUGAAAUAAAUUGAGAACUGCCUCCCCUUCACAUGCAGGUGGGCACCCACUAUAGCUACUGAUGGCUUUAAGGAUGUGGGUGCCUUCCAACCUCCCAUGGCCCUGCCACCAGGCCCAGAUGGUGCCAGUGUCCUCAUAUCUGUUUCCCUCCGAAGCCCCUCUCCCAGCACAGAUAGCAGAGGGGGGAUAAGGGCUGAGUCCCAGGUACAGGGUGCUGGCCGUAAGCCACAGCCCCUGGGCAGGAAUGAGGGAGCCAGCAUGCAUUGGUGCCAUCUGCCGCUCUGUCUGGGCAGAUGGGAGGAGCUGGAGGGGUUUCCAAGCGGGAGCCCCCAGGCCUCAUCGGUAACUCUGACCAGUGUCCUGGAAGCGGGACUAGCUGCUGACCAGCGCCACACAUGAACACUUCCUCCAAGGACAUUUCCUAAAAAGGACACAUGCUGUCCCCAGGCUGCUGGUAAACUCCACCCCCAUCCAGGGAGCUGGCCCCAGCCCUCAGUGUGGCCCAGGGAAGCAGAGCUUGCACCGCCUGCCAGUUCUGAGCCCACUGAUUCCCUGACAAUGCCUGGGGCAGAUGGGGGAGGGCUGAUGAACCUUUCCAAUCUCGUAGCUGCCGGGGACCCCCAGGUUUUGCCUCUCUGCCUGGCUGGGGUGAGGGCUGACCAGGUCAGCAGCUCCUAGGCCUUGGCUGGUGGAAGUGGUGUCCUCUGUCCCUAUCAGUUCCUGUUUGCUCAGCUCCCAAAGAGGACUUAGGUGCCCUCUGAGGAAGCAGCAGGAAGUGAAGGGAGUCCUGGCUUGGAGAAUGGGUCAAAGACCA